UUUUAUGUUGACUAGGUACUACUAGUCAGUCAGUCAGUAAGUCCUGAGAAAAGUGUGAAUUAACGGGAUCUGGCUAUUGUACUUUUUUGAUUGUGAUUAUCAACAGAUACUCAGAAACCAAUACACUUGAUAUCAUACAUGUAUAUAAAUAGAUAAUUCUUAUGAAAGGAAUUUUAGUUAUAAUAUAAAGCGAAAGAAGUUUAAAAAAUCUUUAUUAAUACAGUGAUUUGAAAUAGUGCCAUCUAAUGUUGCUUUUAUUUAAAUUAUUCUAACUUUUUAUUCAAAGACUAUUUUCUUUUAUUCAGUGGUUAUAUUUACAGCUUUAUACAUGUAUUAUUGAUUGUGAUGGGAACGGGUGAUAGAUUACUCGAUAUAUUGUGUGUAGUAUGUGGAGAUCGCAGUUCAGGAAAACAUUAUGGAAUUUAUAGUUGUGAUGGGUGUUCGGGCUUUUUUAAACGAAGUAUUCACAGCAAUAGAGAAUACACAUGCAAGGCCCAAGGAAUACUAAAGGGAUGCUGUCCUAUUGACAAGACACAUCGAAAUCAAUGUCGAGCUUGUCGUUUAAAAAAGUGUUUUGAUGUAUGUAUGAAUAAAGAUGUAUUUUUCUGUGUAGCGGUACAGCAUGAAAGAGGACCACGAAAAGCAAAACAGCAACUUUCGAAUUCAGAUAAUAGCAAAAGUAAAUUCGAAAUUAGAGAAAAAAUAUCCUCCUCUUUUAUAACAGCCGAAUAUAAAGAGUCUCAUCUUGAUCAGCAGUGGAGGUAUGCACCGUAUUUAAGAACGAUCCAAAAAUCAUUGGAUGGUCCAUUAUUAAAUUCAUCACUUAAUAUCUUACCAUCAAUCUCAUCUGCAUUAUACCAGAAUGGUAAUUCAUCGUCAAAAACACAGUGCUCUUUAAUUCGUCUAAUAAUUGCUGCUGAAAAAUGCCAGGAAAUGCACUGGAAUGCACAAUCACAUACGGACAUCAGCUUUAUGGUCAGUCUUGCAAAUUCAGAUGACAACUCAAAUCAAACAAACAUAUUCUCAGUUAAUAGCUCUACUUCAACAUUACUUCAGGAAACCACUGCCAAAUUAUUGUUUAUGGUUGUACAAUGGAUAAAAGAUAUAACGCCUUUUCAAGAUCUAACAGAGAAUGAUCGGCGUAUGUUACUGGAAGGAACAUGGGCUCAGUUAUUUCUCAUUCAUCUUGCUCAAUGGUCGAAAUCAUGGAAUCUUAUAUCAUUAUUAGAUAACGAAAACGUAUACAAAGAAACACAAGAUAAUGAAGCAAUUCGCGAACUUAUUACUAUUAAGAAAAUCGUGGGCCUUUUUAAGGAACUAACACCAGACGGAAAUGAAUGUGGCUGUCUUAAAGCUAUCGCCUUAUUUACAUCAGAUUUGGCAAAUCUUGAUGCACCGAAAACUAUCGAUUCGCUUCAAUUGGAAGCUUUAUAUUCAUUUUACGACUAUACAACAUCACGAUAUGUGCAUGUAAAAUUUUUGGGCCUUCUUCGCAUCCUCUUUCUUCUAAGUCAUGUGAAAUCAAAAACAGUUGAGUUACUGUUUUUUCAAGACACAGUUGGACACAUACCAAUUGCUCAUUUAUUAAAUAAUAUGUAUAAAACAGAUCAACGAAUUUAUCACAAUUAAAUAAAAACUGAAACUUAUUAUAACCUCAGUAAAUUAUACCAAUAGUUAUAUUUACAAAACCUAUGAUAAUAAAUAAAUAUCUUUGUA
Molecule: messenger RNA, 1716 nt
Organism: Nasonia vitripennis (jewel wasp)
Lineage: Eukaryota; Metazoa; Arthropoda; Insecta; Hymenoptera; Pteromalidae
Product: nuclear receptor subfamily 2 group E member 1
Exons: 9
Coding region: 346-1629 (427 amino acids)
Biological process (GO): regulation of transcription by RNA polymerase II; anatomical structure development; cell differentiation
Molecular function (GO): zinc ion binding; nuclear receptor activity; RNA polymerase II cis-regulatory region sequence-specific DNA binding
Source: RefSeq, a predicted model, not a curated record